This is a messenger RNA of Triticum dicoccoides, 1655 nucleotides long. RefSeq lists its product as uncharacterized. NCBI's taxonomy places the organism in Eukaryota, Viridiplantae, Streptophyta, Magnoliopsida, Poales, Poaceae. The coding region runs from base 4 to 1254 and encodes 416 amino acids. The record is from RefSeq and is a predicted model, not a curated record. The transcript is spliced from 2 exons. Gene Ontology annotation, molecular function: protein binding.
CCGAUGGCGCCGCCGGGCGACGUCGAAGCCACGCCGCCGGAGCAGCCGGCGCUCCAGGACGAGCUCCUCGAGGAAAUCCUCCUCCGGCUAACCGAGGCCGCCGACCUCGCCCGCGCCUCGACGGCCUGCCCCACCCUGCGCCGCGUCAUCACCGCCCACUCCUUCCUCCGCCGCUUCCGCACCCUCCACCCGCCGCCUCUCCUCGGCAUAAUUUCCGCCACCUUCCGCCCGGCCCAGCAUCCCCAUCCCUCCGCCGCCGCCGCUCGCGCCUUCGCCGCCGCGGAGGUCGAUUUCUGGUGCUCCUUCCUCCCCUCCGUCGAGCAGCGAUGGCGCCACCGCGACUUCCGUGACGGUCGCGCCCUCUUCUCUGGCAUCCCUGAGGGGAGCAGCUACGCUCCCGGCGAUUACGAUCCCCGCGACUUCGUCGGGGAGUUCGUUGUCUGCGAUCCCCUGUACCGGCGCUACCGUCUGCUACCUCCCAUUUCCGACGAACUAGCGGUGCUAGUUCAUCAGCCGGAUAUCGUCAACUUCGAGCCCUUCCUUGCUCCUCCUGGCGAUGUUGAAGACCCUACUUCAUUCAGAGUAAUGUGCCUGGCGCAGUGCACAACCAAGCUGGUCCUCUUCGUCUUCUCUUCGGGUGCCGGCGAAUGGCAUGCUGUUACAUUUGACGGCUGGAUCGCUUUGGUGACAAGUCCUGGCAACCAGGUUCCAGACGCUCACUUGACAUGGGCCUCAGAGCGCUACUAUGUGCACAAAUGCUUCUGUUGGGCUGUUUCUCCGUCCAACAAGUUGCUCAUGCUUGACACGCGCACGAUGGAGUUCUCUGCUGUCGACCUCCCACGUCAACAUGUCCCCGGCCAGAUGAUCCCAAUGAUGGCUUUUGUAGAGGCAGGGGAAGGAAGGCUUGGGAUGUUUACUCUCAUGAAUCGAAUUGAUAAUGAUAGGUAUUUCCUUCGCUAUACCAAGUUGCAAAAAGAUGGAGAUGGUGCAAACAAAUGGCAUCCGGUGGCGAUAAUCUCCUUGCCCUUGGGUUACCGAUAUACGAUCAUGGAUGUAGCUGGGGGAUACUUACUCCUGCAAGGGAUUCCAGAAAACCUGCAUUCGGCCCCUUUGCCGGAAAGACCAGAUUUGGACUGUUUUUCACUGAAUCUCCAGACAUUGCAGCUUGAGUGGUUCUGUGCAAAUAAGUACAUGAUUGGGGGUGCCCCUCUGUAUGCUGGUUUCCCACCAUCCUUGACGCCACCAACUGUUUGAAGUGGUCUCAAAGGCAGAUGUUUCAAUUACGUCUAACAGCAGUGGCUUCUCGUUGGAUCGAAUGCAGGGCAUAAUUUGCAUACGGAGGCUUAUUUUGUAAUGCAUGGAUGGCGGUUGCACUGCAACUAUAUUUGGCUAGUUCACUUAGACUGGCUGUUUUUCUGUUCUUUUGAUGGCAUAUAUCAAGUAAUGAAGCAAUGCUCCCUUUUGCCUGGGCAUGUGCGCGAACCGUGCGUUAUAUACAAGCCUGCAUGUACGGAUGUGUAUGCAAAUACCUUCUGUUAGAUAUACUUUUUUCUUCUUCUGAGAAUCAUGAGCUGUGCUUGUUCCGACAUCGGACGCAAAAGUGAUGAUGUUUUAGCCCUCAGUGUAGCUACAGUGUUACUACCUCUGUACCAUAA